AUGUCUUCUAUCUCUAUCUCUUUCACUCGGCGACUUCACGAAGCAAUUAAUCGAUUCUUUGAAUCUGUCACAGAUUUUCAAUCUAAAAAGACAACACUCAAAUCUCCAAUUUUUGACACCGAUAACUUUAUAAUCAUGGAAGGCUAUCUCCAAGAAUCCAUGUCUCAUGCAAAGUGGAAAUCGUCAUCCGAAACCGUUGAUGAAUCUAACAACGUAGUUUCAGAUAAUUUCGAUUGUAAUAUUUGUCUAGACACAGUCCAAGAUCCUGUGGUCACACUUUGUGGACAUCUCUAUUGUUGGCCAUGUGUUUACAAAUGGAUGAAUCUUUCACACAAAGACAUGUGGGGUCCACACCAUGCCACGUCAACAACAUAG
This is a messenger RNA of Lactuca virosa, 375 nucleotides long. Lineage: Eukaryota; Viridiplantae; Streptophyta; Magnoliopsida; Asterales; Asteraceae. The record is from the annotation of a GenBank genome assembly.